AUGGUCAAUCAACCAGCUUCGACAGUUAAUGAGCAACGUAAUGAUGAUCUGAUAUUUUCCCACCUAAGCAAAGUUGAAGAUUUUAUCAUCGCUGAUAAACAACGUACAGAAACACUUUCAAACUAUGUGAAACAUUUCUCCGAUCUCAAAUGUUCGCUCCUUCCAUCAUCAUUCGCUACUGUUGCGCCCUUGUCCGUUCAUGUACGUGGCUUUGACUCUGAACAAAUCUAUCAACAAUUAAAGUCAAUCAAUGAACCGCGAUUGAAACCAUUCAUAGCUACGCUCGUUAAAAGCAAAACGAAACAAAAAACAUUUGGAAAUUUACUUAGACCGCCUUCACCCGAAGAAGCACUUGUUGAAAAAGAUGAAGAUGACAAUGAUGAAGAAGAAGAAGAAGAAACACCGCUACCACCACCGAAAAAAGCACAAAAAAAGAAAAAAUCCGUCACAUUCUUUGAUUCACAUGCAUUGAAUAAAUUUCUCGAUGAACAAGAUCGUCAAGAAAUGUCAAAUAUGAAUGGAAAAGGGACUAACGACGACGAAGAUUUUGAUGAUUUGGAAGAUGAUGAUGAUGGCGAUGAUCUAUUGCUCGAUGAGGACGAUGAAGGUGCACAUUACGAUAGUUUCUUUGAUCCACCCACUGAAACUAAACAAAAGAAGAAGAAGAAGACGAAAGACAAACAAGAAGAGAUUGAAGUUGAUGACGAUCAUGCGGACAUGAAUAACGAAGCACAAGACGAAAACGAUGAAGAAGAAGAUCUCAAUCUCGAAGAUAAAUCCGACUUUGAAAAACAACAAAUUCUAUUAAAACGCCAAAUAAAGUCAAUUGAAAAAGACAUGCUAAGUGCUAAACCAUGGCAAUUAACUGGAGAAAUCGAGGGUCAAAAACGACCAGAAAGUAGUUUAUUAGAAGAAUAUUUACAAUACGAACGAACAACCCGAUUACCGCCUACGAUUACGACUGAAACAACGGAUUCGCUUGAAGAAUUAAUCAAACAGCGCAUUCGCGAUCGGGCUUUUGAUGAUGUUGAACGAAAGAAGAAAACACCGCUGGGUGAUGAAGCACAGGCAUAUAAGAAAGAGAUUCUUCUCGAACAUGAAAAAAGCAAAAUGAGUUUAGCUGAAGUUUACGAACAAGAAUAUUUGAAGAAACAAACAAACGAUAAAACAGAAAAGAAAGAUGAACGACAUGAAAGUAUUCGACAAAUGAUGCAGGAUCUAUUUGUUGAUCUUGAUGCAUUGUCCAACUUCAGAUUCACACCACGACCACCUGUACCGGAAGUGACUGUAGUGAACAAUUUACCUGCUAUCCUAGUAGAGGAAGUUGUACCAACAACAGUGAACGAUUCAACGUUACUUGCACCUGAAGAAGUUCAUGUAAGAUCCAAAGGUGAUGUGAAAGCAUCAAGUGAACGAACAGAUACGGAUAAGAAACAUGCAAGACGUUUGCUCAAACAUAAACUCAAAUUAAAAGCAAAAGAGAAACCAAAGAAGACCAAUCCAGAAGAAGAAACUAAGGAAGAAAAACGAAAUCUUUUGAAAAAACUCGGUAAAAUGAAGAAUGUGCGCAUUGAAAAGACGGAUAAGAAACACUCUAAAGACAAACCAGCGCGAAGUUCCACAAAAUUUUUUGAGCAACUUCAACAAUCGACAUUAACAGCACCAACGAAGAAACAACGUCGCAAUGAUAAUCCAGCAGCUACAGAUUCGAAGCGAUUGAAACUGUAG
Molecule: messenger RNA, 1728 nt
Organism: Adineta ricciae
Lineage: Eukaryota; Metazoa; Rotifera; Eurotatoria; Adinetida; Adinetidae
Source: the annotation of a GenBank genome assembly